Manduca sexta (tobacco hornworm) is the source of this 3286-nucleotide messenger RNA. RefSeq names its product plexin domain-containing protein 2. Lineage: Eukaryota; Metazoa; Arthropoda; Insecta; Lepidoptera; Sphingidae. The coding region runs from base 120 to 1781 and encodes 553 amino acids. The record is from RefSeq and is a predicted model, not a curated record. The transcript has 12 exons.
UACCAGCGUGGAAAAACUUAAAAUUAUCACUUGUUUCGUCCGUCACCUAACUAAAUGACGUUCGUUUGUGGCAAUUGGGAAAUAAUCGCCCAUUAAUUAUUUUUGUAUCGUGACAAAAAAUGGAUCGCAUUCGUGUUGUUGUGAGGUUUAAAUCACUAACAAAUAUAUUCCUGGUAUUGCUUUUCGUGAGCCAGUGCAGCGAAGCAUGGAAUGAAGAGUAUCUGGUGCAAGGCAGGAGCCUGAACUUCCACCGGCAUGAUAUCGUAACGCUGGACAGGGAGCGGCGCGACGUCCCCGCCCCUGCCCCCGCGGCCCCCGCGGCCAACGUUACCCCCGCAGUGCCUGCCGCUGCCGUUUCCAAGGACCCAGCGGUUGCAUCCACGCCCGCGCCUCCCACUCUCGCAGUCAGCCCGCCCGGAAACGCUGAAGCGAACAACACCGCUAAUACCACUGAAAAGGCCGCGUCCAACUCGAGCGCGCCGACGGUGACGCAACACCAGCUCGGCGUUAACGGCUCCGGCAUCCGAAAGGACGUGGUGAGCGACCCCAUCAGCCCCGACGACAGUUUCCCUGACGUUUUCAAAGAAACACCGGAUACUAUCAAAUCUGAACACAAUCUGACUAAUUUAACAUACGACAACCACGACUUCUACAACAGCUCGUUCAUCGGCAACGUGACGUACUUCAACGAGUACUGGGCGAACAUUUCCAAGCCGGAGCCGCAGAUCCAUCAGUUGCUGAGCAACUCGUACAGACGCGCGAACACUAUCCAGCUGUCGUUCCCGUUCCCGUACUACGGACACUUCAUCCGCACCGUGACGCUCGCCACCGGCGGUUUCAUGUUCAUCGGCGAGCACGUGCACAACUGGAUCGCGGCCACGCAGUACAUCGCGCCGCUGAUGGGCAACUUCGACACGUCGCUGGACAACGACAGCUACGUCAAACUGUACGAUGACGGUGAGAAAUUCACCGUGUUCUGGGAGAAUGUGACACUGCGCGAGGAUCAGACGAAGAAGUUCACAUUCGCGAGCACCCUGUACAAGAACGGGGACAUAGUGUUCGCGUACAAAUCUAUGCCGAUGGAGGUGCAGGCCAUCAACGAUCAGAACCAUCCGGUGAAGGUGGGCAUCAGCGACGCGUACGUCGGCGAGAAGAACUUGUUCAACCUGAGAAGUAAAACGAUAUACGAGUAUCACCGCGUGUCGUUCAAGAACCACGCGAUUGCGAACAACACGAUACUGCGACUGACCGCGCUGCCUACCUGCAUACAGUACAACGCGUGCGACUCCUGCCUCAACCACAACACUGGCUUUAACUGUACGUGGUGUCCCCAAGCGAACAAAUGUUCCAGCGGCACUGACAUAAACAAACAGAACUGGAAACUUAGACAGUGUCCGGAGACGUCGGUGACGGAGGCGAGCGCGUGCCCGCCGGUGACGGGCGUGGACGCGGGCGGCACGCGCACGCUCUCCGACACCACCGUGUACACCACCGACGACGCCAAGCCCGACGCGGGACACAGCAAAGAUGUAAACACCACACUGGGAGCUGCCACGGCGAGUCCGUCGCUGGAGGCGACGGCGCAGCAACGGUCGCCAGUCGGCGGCGCUGUGGCGGCCUUCGUAGCGGUCGCGCUCGUGUGCAGCCUCGCCGCGUGGGUACUGUACGCGUUCAAGAACCCGCACACGCGCAGUGGACAGUUGCUUAUCAAGUACCGACCAUCUCAAUGGAACUGGCGACGCGGCGAGGCGCGCUACACCGCCGCCACCAUCCACAUGUAAAGCAUCGUGCAACGCGCAACACAACGCGCGCGCUGCAACACCGCUGAGCGGCUAGUCUGUGCGGCGGACAGUGCAACGUGCUCCCGAUACAGGGCGUGACCGGGGGGCAGUGACCCCCCGCAUAUCGAUGGUGUUGUCGACUACUAAAUAUCGAUACUUGUGCUGCAAAGUGUUAACCACAAAUAUUAACAAGUUUUAUAUGUAUUUACUGUACACCAACUCUUUACUCAAGUCUAGAUAUUUUCUAUGUAUUUUUAAUAUCUAUUGAUGUUGUAGAAGUAAUGUUAUAAUGUUAAGAGACUAUUUAAGGGUAAAUAUGCAUAUUAUUAAUAUAAUAUUGUUGACAGUUUUAGACUUACCACACUUUGCAUCCGAGGUGUCGAUAUUAUAUCUAGACUGCAUCAGACUAACAUUUGUAGUUUAGAAUUAGUGGUGGGAGGGCGUCUUCCUCGCCGUGUCACAGGACUUGGGAUAAUUCCCUUAUGACGUGUUAUAGGCGAGAGAGGUCCUUUUUGAAUGUACCUAUUGUAUGCAUAGUAAAUGUAAACGCUCAGCCCUCUUCCCAAGCACCAUCCCUCCCUGCCUACUCCGGAACACUAUCCAUGUUGCGUCGUUGUUCAGAGUGUACGUCAUAAGUUGCCUUCAAUAGAUACCGUUUUGCUGUUAUUUAAAUACAUAGCUGAACUUGUGAGUAUCACACCGCGUUGUUCUAAAAUAAUGCAAUGUUAAAACAUAUUUUUCUAUUGGACUAGUAAAACGUAUUUAAACUAUUGUUAAAACCUUGUCUUUGAUUGCAAGUAAGGCCAUAGAAUCUACAAUUUUAUUGGCCAUUUUACUACGGUGUCUAUUGAAGACAAUUUGUAGAGGAGAAGCGAGAACAGUAGUGCGAGACAGUCGCUCGGUCGGGGCCAUAUCACUGGUAACGAGUGCCUUCAGAGUUCCGUAAGUGUCGUAUCCGUCCCAUGAAUCGCCACCCUAGCUUCUAAAGGUGCUUCCACACCGGAUAACAUGUUUUAUAAUAUUUACAAAUGACAACAUAUUGAAGAUAAAAAUGGCGGACGCAACUAACUUGACAUCUCGGAGGUUGUUAUCUUAAUGAAAUUGUAUAUUAUACCUUAUAUAAACACUAGUAUAAAUAUAUUAGACAAUAAUAUGUUGAGGUUCGGCUUAUGGAAGACUUAAAUACUAAAAUCCCGGUGUCAAGUUAGCAGUGUAAACAUGUCUAGUGUUAUCGUGUUAUAUAACAUUGUUAUUGCCGUUUGCGAGCACCGUAUCUUACUUUAUAAGAUUGUCGAUUGUUUUGUCUUCGCCCUACGGAAAAAAAACGAAUUUGUAUAUUGGGUUGUGUGUUUUAUAUAAACUCUUUAACGUCUCGCAUCAAACACUAUACGUAAUUUAUACGUCUUUAAGUUUUAUAUAUUGGUUCAAAUAUCUGCUAUUAUAAUAAUCUAAGUUUUCUAUUAAUUGUCUUUGAAUACGUAUUGCAUUAACACCAUUAAUCACCA